Plasmodium gallinaceum is the source of this 1026-nucleotide messenger RNA. RefSeq names its product conserved Plasmodium protein, unknown function. The coding region runs from base 1 to 1026 and encodes 341 amino acids. The transcript has a single exon. NCBI's taxonomy places the organism in Eukaryota, Apicomplexa, Aconoidasida, Haemosporida, Plasmodiidae. The record is from RefSeq and is a predicted model, not a curated record.
AUGAUAACAUCUAUAGACGUUAUACACGAAUUAUUAACUACCAUAUAUUAUAAUAUUUUUUCUAGAAAUAAAAGUAAUAUAAAUAAAUUUGAUAUAUUAUUAUACUUAGAUGAUUAUUAUUAUUUUGAUAUAUUAAAAAAGGUAAGUGAGGAUAUAAAAGAUUUAGAUAAUAGUUCUAUAAUAAUAGAAAAAGGAGAUUUCAAUAUUAUUUUUAAUAACUUUUGUACAAGUAGGAAUUAUAUUAUAAAAGAUAAGAAUUAUUCUAAUGAUAAUGAAAAGAGAAUAGAUUUUCUUCAUGAAAUUCUUUCUGAUUUACUAUGCUUAUUAUAUAAAAAUAAAAUCACUAAAAAAAAAAGAGUUAUAUCAAAAAUAUAUAAUUCAGAGAAAAAUGAAAAAUGGAAAAUUUUAGAAAAUCAUUUAAUAAGUAUUGCAAAAUUGAAUAACAAGAAUAUUUUAAAAGUUAGCGAAAAUAAUAUUGAAGAUAUUUUAGAUAUAAAUAAUGAAAGUUUUAAAAAUGAAAAUAUAAUAAUUCAAAAAAAAGUAAAUAAAGAUAUAGAAAAAAUAUUAAAUACAUUAAUAAAUAAAUAUAAUGCCGAAUAUAAAUUAAGAUUUUAUUAUAUGUUUUUAAAUUAUAAUCUCACUAUUCAAACUAUGUUAAUGUCUCAUUUAAUUAAUUUGUAUUCAAAAGAAGUGAAAGACAUAAUUAAAAAUAUUAUAAAUAUUAAAAAUGAAAGAUAUGAACCAAUAAAUAUAUAUGAUGUUUUAUCAUUUCAAUUUGAUCAAAUAAAAUUUAAUAAGAGUUCUCAUGAUAAUUUAAUAACACCAGUAAAAAAAAUUAAAAUAAUGAGAGAUAUUGUUGAAAGAGGAGGAAUUCCUGCUGAAUUUUCAAAAAAAGCUAUUUUGAAAGAUGUAAUAAAUGCAAAUUAUUCUUUAAAGGAAAAAUAUAACAAAAAUAGAAACCAAAACGAAAAUUUUAGUGGAAAGAAAUAUAAAGUACGUAACUAUUAUGAUUCUUCAAGAAGAUAA